AUGGACAUGAAGUUGAUCUUCGGUGUACUUGUCCUCGUGGCAAUAGCCGUUUCGGCACCAUUGGAUACAGAUAAAGACACAGAUUUAGAUUUGGAAUCACAUCUGAAUAAGCUGCUCAAUGCAGCUGCCGAUACUGGCGCCGGAGGCGGCCCUGCUGAUGCUGGAGCCGAGGAGGCAGCACCGGAAGCAGCUGAGAAGAGCUCAAAAUCUGGAGGUGGUGACGGCGGUCACGGCGGAGAUGCGGACGCUGGUGCUGGUAAAGACGGUGGAAAUGGAGGUGAUGGUGAUGCAGAUUCAGAUAGCUCUGAUAGCGACUCUGAUGAAGAAGACGAUGAUUCAAGCGAUUCUGGUGAUUCAAGCGACUCUGAUGAUGACUCAUCAGACUCAUCAGACUCAUCAGACUCCUCAGAUGGUGAUGAUGAUGACUCCUCAGAUUCUGGCUCAUCAGAUGACUCCUCAGAUUCUGGCUCUGAUUCUGAUUCUUCCUCUGAUUCAAGUGAUGAUGAAGACGGUUCAGAUGAUGGUUCUGAUGAUGGUUCUGAUUCAGGAGAUGAUGCUGACUCCGAUGAUGAUGAUGAUGAUGAUUCUAAUGAUUCCGAUGAUUCCGAUAACUCCGGCUCUAAUGGAGAGUCCGACUCCGACGGCUCAUCUUCCGAUGACGGUGAUGGUUCUGAUUCCGGUUCCGAUUCAGGUGAUGAUGCUGAUUCCGAUGAUGAUGAUGAUGACGAUUCUGAUGACUCCGAUGACUCCGAUGAUUCACAAGAUGAUGCUGAUGAAUCCGAUUCCGAUGAAUCUGGUGCUGCCGGUGCUGGCGGUAAUGGUGGUGAUGGUGAUUCCAGCUCUUCUGAUUCUGACUCCGACUCCGAUUCUGGAUCUGAUUCUGGUUCCGAUUCUGGUGACGGUGAUGAUGAUUCCGAUUCCGAUUCCGAUUCCGGCUCCGAUUCCGAUUCCGAUUCCGAUUCUUCAAGUGAUGAUGAAGACGGUUCAGAUGAUGGUUCUGAUGAAGGUUCUGAUUCAGGUGAUGAUGCUGACUCCGAUGAUGAUGAUGAUGAUGAUUCUAAUGAUUCCGAUGAUUCCGAUAACUCCGGCUCUAAUGGAGAGUCCGACUCCGACGGCUCAUCUUCCGAUGACGGUGAUGGUUCUGAUUCCGGUUCCGAUUCAGGUGAUGAUGCUGAUUCCGAUGAUGCUGAUGAUGAUGAUUCUGAUGACUCCGAUGACUCCGAUGAAUCUGAUGUUGAUGGCGAGUCCGAUUCCGAUGAAUCUGGUGCUGGCGGCAACGGAGGUGAUGGAGGUGAUGCUGAUGGUAGUUCCAGCUCUUCUGAUUCUGACUCCGACUCCGAUUCUGGUUCCGAUUCUGGUUCCGAUUCUGGUGACGGUGAUGAUGGUUCCGAUUCCGAUUCCGGCUCCGAUUCCGGCUCCGAUUCCGGCUCCGAUUCUGAUUCUUCCUCUGAUUCAAGUGAUAAUGAAGACGGUUCAGAUGAUGGUUCUGAUGAAGGUUCUGAUUCAGGAGAUGAUGCUGACUCCGCUGACGACGAUGAUGAUGAUUCUAAUGAUUCCGAUGAUUCCGAUAACUCCGGCUCUAAUGGAGAGUCCGACUCCGACGGCUCAUCUUCCGAUGACGGUGAUGGUUCUGAUUCUGGCUCCGAUUCAGGUGAUGAUGCUGAUUCCGAUGAUGAUGAUGAUGACGAUUCUGAUGACUCCGAUGACUCCGAUGAUUCAGAUGCUGAUGGCGAGUCCGAUUCUGAUGAAUCUGGUGCUGGCGGCAAAGGAGGUAAUGGUGGUGAUGGUGAUUCCAGCUCUUCUGACUCUGACUCUGACUCCGACUCCGACUCUGGCUCUGACUCCUCUGACGGUAGCGACGCCGAUGAUUCCUCUGAUGAUUCCUCUGACGAGGAUGAUGAUUCUUCUGAUUCUGACAGCGACUCAUCUAGUUCCUCUGGUGGUGACGCCGAUGAUUCCUCAGACUCAAGUUCUUCAGAAGAGGACGCAUAAAUCAAUUCUAGCAAAACUUGACAUUGGGUUAGAUUUGAAUACAUGGAGAACUUUUAUCGGUGUGUUCGCGUGAUGUGUGAAGAAAGACAAUCAAUACUAAGACAGAAAUUUCUCGGAAUGGAGACAUCAUAUCCUCCAAGGUAUCUUUCACAACUUACCGCGAAAUAAUUAAAUGUAAUGGUAUGAAUAUGUAUGAUUUUUAAUAUAGAUAUUUUUAAAACAGAAUUUUGGACAUCAUUAUUCACAACAUUAUCUAACGAUUCCAGAAAUCGGUAUGUGCCGUAUGUAACAACAGUGCCAGAGAUCAGGGGCUGUCCAUCCGUCAAAGUCUCUUUUAAGAAUCUAUAUAAGUAAUUCAUCAAUAUACGUUUUCUUGUUUUAUUUUAUUAAAACGUAUGUUAACGUACGUGUUUCCGUGUAGUUGUGAAAAUCCAAGUUUCCUUACAUGAAUUAUCUGAUUACCAACACAAAUUUAUUUAUUAACAUCUGACUGCCACCUCCAGGAUCGAUACCUUAGUUUUUUUCAAUGACAACGCAUUAAUUUAUCAAGUAUUAUUCAUGGUGUUGCUGUUUAUCAGUCCCAACGAUAACAUCAACAUCAUGCGUGGCUAUCAUCCCCACCUUCGGUGUUUUAUUUACUUUAAAGCACGGAACUGGGUGAGAAUAUGAUGGUCUUAACGGGCGAUGCUAAAUUUUGGUUGAUAUAUCGUUACGCUGCAAGAAAAUAUUUAUCUAAAUCAUUUUUUAAAAAUGCUAAUAGUAAUGAUAUUUGACAAACCAUUAAUUUACCCAUCAUCCUAAGAGAACUGAUGUUGCUGUUGUUGAAUAAAACAAA
Ylistrum balloti is the source of this 2827-nucleotide messenger RNA. RefSeq names its product serine-aspartate repeat-containing protein F-like. The transcript is spliced from 2 exons. The record is from RefSeq and is a predicted model, not a curated record. Lineage: Eukaryota; Metazoa; Mollusca; Bivalvia; Pectinida; Pectinidae. The coding region runs from base 1 to 1992 and encodes 663 amino acids.